Molecule: messenger RNA, 1387 nt
Organism: Phragmites australis (common reed)
Lineage: Eukaryota; Viridiplantae; Streptophyta; Magnoliopsida; Poales; Poaceae
Product: probable apyrase 6
Exons: 8
Coding region: 1-876 (291 amino acids)
Biological process (GO): nucleoside diphosphate catabolic process
Cellular component (GO): membrane
Molecular function (GO): nucleoside diphosphate phosphatase activity
Source: RefSeq, a predicted model, not a curated record
AUGAGGAAUAUUGCAGAAUUGGACAUGUUGCCUGAUUUUAGGUGGGUAUGUAGAGAGAACGCUAAUUGCUGCUCAUCAUUUGUUGCAAUAGAUGUCAGCUCUGAUGAAGGUAUCUAUGCUUGGGUUGCAGCAAAUUAUGCUCUUGGCACACUUAGAGGGGAUCCUCACAAUACCAUUGGAAUAAUUGAACUUGGGGGCGCUUCAGUUCAGCUGACCUUUGUUUCUGAUGAAGUUCUUCCUCCUGAACUGUCAAAUAAUUUUACUUUUGGUGAAACAACAUACACUCUAUAUACCAAUAGCUUUUUAAACUUUGGCCCAAAUGCAGCACAAGAUUCGCUCCAUGAAAUUUUAAGGUCGAGAGGCUCUAAAAAUGGUACACUUGUUGAUCGUUGCGCUCCUAAGGGAUAUCCUGGUAAUGAAGAAGUUAUGGUGAGGACAAGCGAUGUUUCAAGAUCUACAUGGGAGAAUCAAUGUGUUGAUAACGGGAAUGGAAACUUUACAGAGUGCAGAUCUUCUUCGUUGAUGUUUUUGCAAAAAGGAAAGGAAAAGUGCCAGUAUCAACAAUGUCACCUGGGAUCCACUUUCGUACCUGAGCUACGUGGGCAUUUCCUGGCAACUGAAAAUUUCUAUUUUACAUCAAAGUUCUUUGGACUUAAGCAGUCUUCAUCACUAUCUGAUUUUGCGCUUGCUGGAGAACAAUUUUGCAAUCAAGAUCUAUCUGCUCUUAGAAAAAAGUAUCCUGAUCAGUCGGAUGAAGCUUUUUCUCGGUACUGCUUCUCAUCAGCGUACAUUGUAGCUCUACUGCGUGAUACUCUUGGUGUACCUAUGGACGACAAGAGGCAAGUAUAUUGGGCACAGCAAUAUGUUCUUCAGUGAAAUUUACUGUCGAGUAAUCUGUAUGCUUAGCUACUUUGAUUUCUUUUCCUGAGCAAGAUUGAGUAUUCCAAUCAGGUCAGACAUUCAGGUUGAAUGGGCCCUAGGAGCUUUCAUCUCACAGAUGCGAAGUACAACCUUACAGCCAUCACACACUGCUGCAACAUCAACCCAUAUCAACAGACCAUUGGUUGGUGUGCUCGGUAUGCUUCUUUUCUGUGGAUUGUUUUUGUUGUCAAGAUGGAGGAAGCCCAAGACAAAAAUUAUAUAUGACUUAGAGAAAGGCCGAUACAUCAUAACACGCAUCAGCUGACGGUGACCCUUGUGCAGAGGAACCAUAUUUAUACGACAGGAAUAGAUGUUGUUCUGUUGUACAACAAUGUACAAGUUCAAUUAUUUAUAUUUGUGCUCUUAGGUAACAGAGCUGGGUGGAGCAUAUUUGUGUCUACAGAAGCAUUUGUAGAACAUUUUGUCAUGUACUAAUUGUAUUCAUUUGAUGAAUAAAUAUAGUAGU